Fragaria vesca subsp. vesca is the source of this 1403-nucleotide messenger RNA. RefSeq names its product epidermis-specific secreted glycoprotein EP1-like. The transcript has a single exon. Lineage: Eukaryota; Viridiplantae; Streptophyta; Magnoliopsida; Rosales; Rosaceae. The record is from RefSeq and is a predicted model, not a curated record. The coding region runs from base 15 to 1304 and encodes 429 amino acids.
AACCAAGCUCCAACAUGUCUUCCUCCACAUUUACAAAGCCAUUGCUUUCCCUACUUCUUUUCUCCAUCUUUGCUUUCAUUGCUCAAGCUCAAGUUCCUGCAAACGAAACUUUCACGCUUGUCAAUGAGGGAGAAUUCGGGCCUUAUGUUGUCGAGUAUUUUGGAGACUACCGUAUGCUACCUCAAGUCUUCGCCUCCCCAUUCCAGCUUGGUUUCUACAACACCACCCCUAAUGCCUUCACUCUUGCUAUUCGUAUGGGUUUGACGCGUUCGGAGUCACUUAUGCGUUGGGUUUGGGAGGCCAACCGUGGAAACCCCGUCGGCGAAAACGCCACUUUCUCAUUGAGGACUGACGGGAACUUGGUCUUGGCCGAAGCCGAUGGCCGAGUGGCUUGGCAGACCAACACUAGCAACAAAGGUGUAGUAGGCUUCACAUUGCUUCCCACAGGCAACAUGGUCCUCUGUGACGCAAAUGGUAACUUUGUGUGGCAAAGUUUUGACUCCCCUACCGACACUUUGUUGGUAGGUCAGUCUCUACGCGCCGGUGGAGUAAGCAAGCUCGUCAGCCGGGCGUCGGAGAAAGAAAACAAAGACGGUCCUUACAGUUUGGUAUUGGAGCCAAAGGGGUUGUUUUUGUACUACAAGAGCAGCAUCUCCAAAAAGUCACUGCUCUACUCACAAUUCACUGACAUUCAGCAGGGAACGUUGGAGAAUGUGACUUUGAACAGCGCUACGGAUGAUGGCUGUGUUUGGGACUUAUCGUUCUUGACCUCAGGUGGAAACAAUCUCUAUCUUGCUAGACCCAAGUUCAAUGGCACAUUGACAUACCUCAGGCUCGGAAUUGAUGGAAACAUCAAGCUUUACACUUACUACGGCCAGGUAGAUUCAUGGGAGCAGACCUUCACUCUAUUCGACAGAGACUCAAGGUUCGAAACCGAGUGCCAGUUGCCGGAGCAAUGCGGGAGCUUGGGCGUUUGCGAGGACAACCAGUGUGUUGCUUGCCCAACGUCUAACGGACUUUCGGGUUGGAGCACGACAUGUGCGCCGGAGAAGCUAACUUCUUGCAAAGCAAACAGCUUCCACUACUACAAGGUUGAAGGGGUCGAUCAUUUCUUGAGCAAGUAUAACAGAGGAUCAGCUGUGAAGGAGGUUGAUUGUGGUAAGAAGUGCAGUUCCGACUGCAAGUGUCUGGGGUACUUCUACAAUAGGGAUACAUCAAGGUGUUUGAUAGCUUAUGAGUUGAAGACCUUGACCAAAGUAGCCAAUUCGACUCAUGUGGGUUUCAUCAAGGCACCUAACCACUAGUAUGCAUGGAACUAGCCAGAUCACUUAUUUUAACCUUCGUUUUUGUCAUUGAAUUCAUACUCGAUCAUAAUGUCAUGAAAUAAAUAUAUGUUUUCAAUG